UUCCAAAUUCUGUGUCUGUCUGUAACAGAGUCCGAAACCAAACAAACCCUGUCUCUAAUAAGAGCUUGCUUCCAACAUAAGGCUUCCACCACCACCGCCACCAUGUCCAUUAACUUGCAGUUUCAUGCCUUCGCCGGCAACCCUCUACUGUCCAAAUUCCCAAUAUCCGGUGAUCCCUUUUCACCUUCAGCAGCUCUUGAAGCCCUUAACGCCCGAAUUCUCGACAACACUCGUUCCUCGUCUUCCCCGAAUUUCAAGGUGCUUCUUUUCAGAAAUGGAAAUCCCUUAGCCUCUUCCACGGCCGGGCUCGGCGACUCGCCGCCGAUUUGGCAUCUGGGUUGGAUCGGUUUGGACGAUCUCAGGGGUAUCUUGGAAAAUUCUGGUGCCCAGUUGAGUGGAGACUCUUUGGUGUAUCUGGGUUCGAGUGCUGAAGACGACACCGUUUACUGGGCAAUCGAUGUUUCUGCCAUGGCACCUGAAUUGAGUAGCAACAUGGAGUUCUGUUUUGUUGAGCUCAGAACGCUCAUGGUAGCUACCAACUGGGAGGAUUUGCAAGCAAUGGGAAACUUGGCUAUUGCUGGUCAUGCAAAGGUGCUGCUAGGAUGGCAUAAUAGUUCACGAUUUUGUGGACAUUGUGGAGAGAAAACAGUCCCAAUGGAAGCUGGGAGACGGAAGCAAUGUUCAAAUGAUUCAUGCAAAAAGAGGAUCUAUCCACGUGUUGACCCGGUGGUUAUUAUGCUAGUAAUUGAUAGGGAGAACGACCGUGCCCUUUUGAGUAAACGAUCGAUGCUUCUACCUCGAUUGUGGAGCUGCUUGUCAGGUUUCACAGAGCCAGGUGAAAGCUUGGAGGAAGCUGUAAGAAGAGAAACAUGGGAAGAGACUGGUAUUGAAGUUGGAGAAGUUGUAUAUCACAGUUCUCAGCCAUGGCCUGUUGGACCAAGUAGCAUUCCAUACCAGCUGAUGGUUGGGUUCUUUGCAUAUGCAAAAUCCCUUGAAAUAACUGUGGACAAGAAAGAGUUAGAAGAUGCUCAGUGGUACAGUAGAGAAGAUGUAAGAAAAGCAUUGACUUUUGCUAACUACAAGAAAGCCCAAAGAACUGCAGCAGCAAAGGUAGAAAAAAUGUGUAAGGGAGAGGAAAAGAAUCGGAGCUUGGCUGCAGAUUUCAACGUGGAAAGUGGUGAAAAUGCUCCAAUACUUGUUCCAGGACCCUUCGCAAUAGCCCAUCACCUUAUUUCCUCUUGGGCCUUCUCAGAUCAAAAUGUAGUAAAUGGUAUUGAAUGCAAUUCAAAACAACCUAUCGGUUCUAUGACAAAUUGUUAGGAGUGGCUGAAAUUAGCAGCUUUGAAAAUAAAGCUUAUCUUAUUAGUGUUAUGUAUCAUUCUGCACUCCUUGAAUUAGACAGCUCGACUUCUAAAUUUGCAUUAUUUUUUUUCAUGUACACCAAAUAUUCUAUAUCAUCAAUGAACUUAUUAAUAUUAGUAGAA
Molecule: messenger RNA, 1484 nt
Organism: Gastrolobium bilobum
Lineage: Eukaryota; Viridiplantae; Streptophyta; Magnoliopsida; Fabales; Fabaceae
Product: nudix hydrolase 19, chloroplastic
Exons: 6
Coding region: 103-1320 (405 amino acids)
Biological process (GO): NADP+ catabolic process; NAD+ catabolic process
Cellular component (GO): cytosol
Molecular function (GO): NADH pyrophosphatase activity; metal ion binding
Source: RefSeq, a predicted model, not a curated record